AUGGCGGAAUUCCAGAGCGAACUCGAUCUACACCAACUUCUGGUCCCGACGCCCACCCGCGAAUUCACAUUACAUCGAGACUCAGCGUCGGCUUCAUCAGGCCCCAGCAGCGAUGCGGGCUCCUUCGUCAUUCCCGAGGCGCUCUCUCGGAGCAACUCGGUCUACUCUUUCUCCCGUGCUUCCUUCAGCACCCAAAUCGCAAGCCUCGCAUCAAUGAACCUUCCUUCCGCCGAGACGCUGGGUGCUAGCAUCAAAUCGCUGCCCUCCUCUAGGAAAGCUGUCAAGACCCUCAACGGCGCAGCCGAUCAGAUCCAACUGUGGACAAAAAAAGCUUUGAAAGUCCUCGAGGCUCUUGAUGCCGACGAAGAUGUUGAGUGGGCCGCCGCCGCCGGAAGGGACGGUCUAGACGACGUGGAAAAAACAAUAAACAAAUUUGAGAACCUGGUCAACGUCUACGUUGUUUCGAUCGAAGAACUGCAAACCCGCCAGGAUAUCGCCGAUGUCAAGCCCGAAGAUCUGCAAUCUGUUGUUGAACAGAUGGAAAUCGUCCUGGACGGCUGGGACAGAGUCAGGAAACAUGUGAAGAAAGUCAAGAAGCAGGUCGAACUGGCGAUGGAGUGGGAAGAGUUAUGGUCUACCAUUCUGGCCGAAGUUGGCGCCGAGAUGGAUGCCUUGAGUCAGCUGGUCUUCGAUAUGGAAGAAAAGCGUCACACAGCUCACAUGUCCGAAUCACAACCGGAGCCACAACUUCAAAAUGUCGACCUGAACGAGCUGGAGAACUUGGUCGACGAGCCAAAGGCGAACAAAGCACCGUCCAGCGCAGGUUUCGGUAUCGUGCCAGCCCUUGAGGGCUCGCCUCUGGGAUCUCCAAUUAUCGAAAACGCACAGGAUGAUUCAAUGCUCCUUGCACUAUUUGCUCGCAUGCAACCAUUACGCGCUUCGCUGGACUUCCUGCCCAUGCGCUUAUCUUCAUUCCAGACCCGGGCCGAGAAGGUCUUCCCCAGCGCCUGUAGUGAGCUCGACGAGAAGAAAGACCGUUUGGAGCGUAACUGGGGUGAGCUAUCCAAGGAAGCCGAUACUCUGCGGCGUGAGCUGAGUGAGGACCGGUGGGUAAUUGUCUUCCGAAAUGCAGCCCGGCAAGCGCAGAAGAUGUGUGAGUCCGUGGAGCGCAGCGUUUUGAAAGUUCAAGAAGCAAUAAACGAGGGCUAUCAGAGAUCAAACCCUGCAACGCUGGCGAAGCGAGUCGAAAGCUUCGAAGCCAAAAAGAUGCACUACGGUCCCGCCAUCUUAAGAGUCUUGGGCAUCAUUCAAAAGGGUUUGAAAGAUCGUCUGACUGUUAACGGAGAGAUCCUUCGCUUACACAAAGACCUCUCGUCAAGAAUGAGAGAACUCACGGACACAAUGGAAGAGCUCGAAAACUUUCUUGAGCCUGUCACGUCACGACAGAAUUCGAGACUUCGGGAGUCUAUCUCAAGCAUUGUCUCGGCGGAUCGAUCGCUGUCUAGUGCAACUAUGGCGGGCACCCCAGGGAGCUCGCCGGCAUCAUCAAUCGACUUUUCAAACCACACCUCGGGCAAACAAACGCCCAAGUAUGGAUUGAAUGGCUACUCCAAACCCAGAGCAUCUUCCUCAAGCCGCCCGCCGCCUUUGGCUUCAGCGAACCGAAGGUCCUCGCUCCUCCCUCAUCAUCGCCGGCCAACCACGCCCUCGUCUACCCAGUCAGUUUCGCAACUGCCACGGAGAGGAGCCUCUCCUGCGCCAGGACCUCCAUCUGUCUAUCGUCAAGGAUUGUACAUCCCACCGAAGAACGAGGUCAAGAGACCGUCCCCGUCGCCGCUUGUGAAUAAGCCUCGCUGGAGCUCGACAGUCAAGACGGCCGAUUCCACACUGGCUCCUACAUACCGAAACACAACUAGCCCUACCCCGUACCGCAAAGCGUACACGCCCCGGUCUAUCUCUUCCACAACCGCACUUCCGCUUCGUAGCCCGUUGGGACGCGAGUCUUCGUCUUCACCGGCACCUGUUACAGCGCAUCGAGAGAAUCAAUACAAGUCCUUCGCCGAGCGGGUGGCGUCCCCAGUUGGUGGAAACCGCGCGGGCGGCAUUUUAGACCCUCCGCCGUAUCACCGCAACCGAAAUGUUUCUGCGCCUCAUCCAGGAACCAUUCGAUCGCCAUCAUCGCUGGCCAUGCACAGUAGUCAGAAGUCCAGCAUAAGUGCAAUACCAACGCCGAGGCCUCCCUCUGCGCUUAAUAGGAGUCGUGGACAGUCGAUUGCUUCUCGCAUGUCCUCCAUUAACGCGCGUUUGGACUCUCGAGGCAGUAUGGACGAGCCCGUACUUCCGGAUCUUGAACUUGACCAGGAGAAUAGGAGCGAGGUCUUGGACGAAGAACUGGAUCAAGUCAUCUCGGAACCAUCUAGCAGCCCCUUGUCAAGGAAGACUGUUACUAGACCUGGUAGUGUAAUGGGCAGCGGACGAGGGAAACGGGUGAGCAUGUUGCCUUUGCCUGUGGGAGGACGAAACAGCAGCUUGGGCUUCCGAGCAACCUAA
This is a messenger RNA of Cyphellophora europaea CBS 101466, 2550 nucleotides long. RefSeq lists its product as uncharacterized. The transcript has a single exon. The record is from RefSeq and is a predicted model, not a curated record. Gene Ontology annotation, biological process: mitotic spindle orientation checkpoint signaling; nuclear migration along microtubule; establishment of spindle localization. Gene Ontology annotation, cellular component: cell cortex; mating projection tip; spindle pole body. The coding region runs from base 1 to 2550 and encodes 849 amino acids. Lineage: Eukaryota; Fungi; Ascomycota; Eurotiomycetes; Chaetothyriales; Cyphellophoraceae.